GGGAUGCCGUGUAUCGGCUAUAGGGGACAUAAUGUCAUAUUUAAAAAAUAGAAGAAUAACAAUGUCGUCAUUUAAUUACAAGUGCAAGUGUAAUGAGCCGGCAAAAAAAACAAUUGUAAGAAAAGAAGGCCCAAAUAAAGGUCGAGUAUUUCAUGCGUGUGCCAAAAAACCAGGCAGCAAUUGCAAGUUUUUCAGGUGGGCUGACAAAAAAUCAGCAUCAAAAUCGGAACAUGAUAAUUUAGAAGAAAAUUUACAAGAAAAUAAAAUAAAUGUAAAUGAAGGUAAUUUAAUCUGCGUUUGUGGAGAACUAGCUCGCAAAUUUGUAGUAAAAAAAGAAGGAGCCAACAAAGGCAGGUCCUUUUACGGGUGUUCGAGAGGUCAAGAAAGCGCUUGCGAAUUUUUUCAAUGGGCAAAUAUCGACGUUGCCGCCCGGAAACAACCUUCCGCCGUUCAACAACCUUCAGAAAAUAAUUUAGAGUGGGAAUGGGAUGAGGACGAGGAUUGGGAUAGGGACAGGGGUGACGAUCAAAAUAGACUCUACGAUCAAUACACCUCUGGAACGUUGAACUCUGUUGAGAACCAAGUCAGGUGUAUUUGUGGUCAGCCAGCGCGAUUACAAACUGUGGAAAAAGACGGAGCGAACAAAGGCAGAGAGUUUUACACAUGCUCCAAGGAGUCUCCUAAAUCAUGUGGGUUUUUUGAUUGGGCGCAAGAUUAUUCUACUAGAAGCGCCGGCAGUAUUCCAGCCAAAAAAAAACCCGCUCAACCUAAAAAAAAACUUGGUGAUAAAAAAUACGACGUAAUGACAUUGAAUAUCCUCCGAAUACCAUCAAAAGGGUAG
Messenger RNA from Cotesia congregata, 841 nucleotides. The record is from the annotation of a GenBank genome assembly. Lineage: Eukaryota; Metazoa; Arthropoda; Insecta; Hymenoptera; Braconidae.